UACGAUACCUAUCCUACAACCUCACCGAAUCAUUUCAACAACUCUUUAUCUUAUCAACUUCAAUUUCAAACCCAACAAUCCAUCAACAAUCAAUUUUACUAUAUUUUGACCAUCAGCUCAAAACGUUGACUCUUUACCGGCGAAUUAAGGCUAGCAGAUCGCCGUAAAAACCAUUUCCGCCUGAAUUUCAAGAAUUCCGGCCUCCAAAUCAACCACUUUCGUCGGCUAUUUAACGAUCUAUGUUCAAUGAUGAUGAGGUACGAUCUGCACUCACAAAGAUGUAUAAUUAUUCUCCAAUUGAUGGAUUUGUAGAGAUCUCCAAAGGGUUGGGAGAUAUGAUGACGUCAUUAGCAAAUGAACCCUCAGUGGGUCUGUUUUAUGUUCAACAACAUGCUCACAAUGCAGUUCCAAAUAUUGUGAAUUUAAGCAACAAAGUUGUUGCGAAAUCGCGAGAAAUCGGUUUGCAUACGGAGGAUACAGAGGAUUCGAUUGCGAUGGUGAGAUCGAUGGCGGAUUGUGGGUUCCCCGUUGUUGAUGAUAUGAUCAAAGAUAUAGCGAAAUGUUUAGCGAUCAUGUCGUCAAGGCAACCGAGAAGAGGUUUGAUUCGUAGUAGAUCGGUUUCGUGGUUUAAAACAGGACAAACCGGUUGGAGGGGGAAUGUUAAUGAUUUCGAGAAGUCUGGAAACGCUAAUGGUGCUGCGAAUUCAAUGCAGAAUGUCGGUGAAGAAUUGCCUGUGUCGAGUCUUGGGGGUGAAGACGCCGUGUUGGUUGAUAAUAUGAUGCCGAAUGUGUCGGGUUUGGAGGAUUUUGGUGGGUUUAAAGAUGAUAAAGAAGGAAGAAUUGAAAAAUGAUUUAGAGGGUAAUGAGAGUUGACAUAAGAGGGGAUUGAUGAAUAAGGGUUUAUGGUUGGAGCUCUUGAUUGAUUUUGAAAAAUCUUGAGCCUGUUGGUAAACCCAUUUGUAAUACACUAUAUAAACUUAAGUACUGAUAUAACUUUGUUGACACUAUGGUUCAGCUAAAUAAAAAUUUUGAAGAGUUGUAAACA
This is a messenger RNA of Helianthus annuus (common sunflower), 1045 nucleotides long. RefSeq lists its product as uncharacterized. NCBI's taxonomy places the organism in Eukaryota, Viridiplantae, Streptophyta, Magnoliopsida, Asterales, Asteraceae. The record is from RefSeq and is a predicted model, not a curated record. The transcript is spliced from 2 exons. The coding region runs from base 240 to 851 and encodes 203 amino acids.